Betta splendens (Siamese fighting fish) is the source of this 3233-nucleotide messenger RNA. RefSeq names its product p21 protein (Cdc42/Rac)-activated kinase 1 (gene pak1). The transcript is spliced from 15 exons. Gene Ontology annotation, biological process: protein phosphorylation; regulation of axonogenesis; regulation of MAPK cascade. NCBI's taxonomy places the organism in Eukaryota, Metazoa, Chordata, Actinopteri, Anabantiformes, Osphronemidae. The record is from RefSeq and is a predicted model, not a curated record. Gene Ontology annotation, cellular component: cytoplasm. Bases 111 to 1955 code for a protein of 614 amino acids. Gene Ontology annotation, molecular function: ATP binding; protein serine/threonine kinase activity.
ACGCGAGCUCCACGGUGGCCGCCGUAGGAGGGGGCGCGCGAAUUGAGCUUAUGCAGUUGUAACCGAACAGCUUGUGUCGCACGUGCAGCUCCGACAGGCCCAUUCCCCAGAUGACCGGCACGGCGCAACGGGCUGCGACGGCUGCAGCGAACUGGCACGAGAUCCGCCGCAGGGCGCCCCAACCCGAGAGGGUCGAGCGGUACGCGCGCUCGAGCGCACCGCAGGGAUUGCCGAUGGCGCCACUAAAGGUGCGUCCAGCAGCAGCCGAGCUGAAGAUGUCUGAUAAUGGGGAGGUCGAGGACAAGCCCCCUGCUCCUCCCAUGAGAAACACCAGCACCAUGAUCGGCUCCUGCAACAAGGACCCGGCGCCGCUCAACCACGGGUCCAAACCGCUGCCGCCAAAUCCUGAGGACAAGAAGAAGAAAGACCGCUCCAUCCGAUUCAUCCUGACGGGAGGAGGAGAUAAAACCUACAAGAAGAAGGAGCGUCCAGAGAUCUCUCUGCCGUCAGACUUUGAGCACACCAUCCACGUUGGCUUCGAUGCGGUCACCGGCGAGUUCACUGGCAUGCCGGAGCAGUGGGCCCGACUGCUGCAGACGUCCAACAUCACCAAACUGGAGCAGAAGAAGAAUCCUCAGGCCGUUCUCGACGUUUUAAAGUUCUACGACUCAAAGGAAACCACCAACAGCCAGAAGUACAUGAGCUUCACAGAUAAGAGUGCAGACGUCUACAGCUCCUCCACCACAGCGAGCACCAAGGCCGUGUCCGAGACACCCGCCGUAGCAACCGUGUCUGAGGACGAGGAUGAGUACGAGCCCGGCCCCCCGCCAGUGAUUGCCCCCCGACCAGAACACACCAAAUCAAUUUACACCCGUUCAGUGAUCGAGCCUCUCCUCCCUUCAACUAAGGAUGCUGCAACCUCGCCCAUCUCCCUGCCGACCGCUGCCGCCGUCACACCGGCCGGCCCUGCAGAGGCCGCUCCCAGGAGCCCGCCCAGCGCCAGUCCAGCCCCGGGUCCAUCUGGGCCCCGCCCCCAGGACAAAGCCAGGAAGAAGAAGAUGUCCGACGAGGAGAUCCUGGAGAAACUGCGGACGAUUGUGAGUGUCGGAGACCCCAAGAAGAAAUACUCGCGCUUUGAGAAGAUAGGACAGGGGGCAUCGGGGACAGUGUACACAGCUAUAGACGUGGCUACAGGACAGGAAGUUGCCAUCAAACAGAUGAACCUGCAGCAGCAGCCGAAGAAAGAGUUGAUCAUCAAUGAAAUUCUGGUGAUGAGGGAAAACAAGAACCCAAACAUUGUCAACUACCUGGACAGUUACCUGGUAGGGGACGAGCUGUGGGUGGUGAUGGAGUAUCUGGCUGGAGGUUCGUUGACUGACGUGGUCACAGAAACCUGCAUGGACGAGGCCCAGAUAGCUGCUGUGUGCAGAGAGUGUCUGCAGGCGUUGGAGUUCCUGCACUCGAACCAGGUCAUCCACAGAGACAUCAAGAGUGACAACAUCCUGCUGGGCAUGGAUGGCUCCGUCAAACUCACCGACUUUGGGUUCUGCGCCCAGAUCACUCCAGAGCAGAGCAAGCGGAGCACCAUGGUGGGGACUCCGUACUGGAUGGCUCCGGAGGUGGUGACCCGCAAAGCCUACGGCCCCAAAGUGGACAUCUGGUCCCUGGGAAUCAUGGCCAUAGAGAUGGUGGAGGGGGAGCCGCCGUACCUGAACGAGAACCCGCUCCGGGCGCUGUACCUCAUAGCAACCAACGGGACGCCGGAGCUGCAGAACCCAGAGAAGCUGUCCACCAUAUUCAGAGACUUCCUGAACCGAUGCCUGGAGAUGGACGUGGAGAAGAGGGGCUCGGCCAAAGAGCUGCUGCAGCAUCAGUUUCUGAAGAUGGCGAAGCCUCUGUCCAGUCUGACUCCUCUCAUUCUGGCUGCCAAGGAAGCUGCGAAGAACAACCGCUAGCAAGCUUUUAUCCGUUUGCUCCUUCCUUUGCUUUCAUCCCCUGUUGUUCAGUUUUUUGGUGGGGGGCAGUGAUGCCCUUUAUUGUUUUGUCACCUCCAUUUCUGACACUCCAGCGACCUCGCCCACAGCUCUGACUGGAGCCAUGAGCAACCUGGUCAGAGGCUGAGGGAGUUUCAGCGGAGCUCAAAGACUUUGGUUUUGUUGUUUUAUUUUCUGUGUGUGUGUGUGUGUGUGUGUGUGUGUGUGUGUGUGUGUGUGUGUGUGUGUGUGUGUGUGUGUGUGUGUGUGUACCUUUGUGGUAGAGGUUUGGACUUUGACCUGGAGACACUAAUUUGACCUCCUCAGAGCGGACGACGGUCAGGGUUUGGAUAAAUACACAUCAGUACUGAUGAAAACGCUGUUUGAGGCUGCAGGUUCUGAGGAAACAGAACACCUCCAAUCACUAUGCAGACAGAAUUGACAGGAUGAUAAAAGAUCAGCAUUUCAGGGUGCUUCAUCUGCUGAGUCAGAGCUCGCACGCUCUCACUCAGGUUCCACGUCUGGAGGAGUCCCUCUUAUUCUGACAUUCAUGCAGCAGCCGACCACAUGUGUUUGUGACCAUCUGCAGCUGCACACGCUCAGAUGGAACCAGCCCCGCUUGGACCGAGCUCGGGUCCCCGUCGGGUUGUAGCUGAUGUGUCCAUGUAGAGAAUGUGCUCAUCAGAGGUACACAAGACUAAAAAAUGCAUAGAGACGGUACGAGAAGGAUGGAUCCGAUCCACGGAACCGUCGAGCAGAACCUGUUUAUGUGGGAGAAAGAAUCUGUUCCAGCGUUUGUUUACACUGUUUUUUUUAAUAGCUGAUUGUCAGAGAAUGAUUUCACCACUCGUUUUUACUGUCAGGACUCGUAUUUGUUUGGGCCACGGUUCAAAUGUAAAUGGCCAAAUGAUGUUUACACUCUGCUUUCGUUUUUUUUCUACUUAGUUUUUUACUGUAGUUUUCAUGUACCUCUGGCCUUAAACUGCUUUGAAGUUUUGAACUCCUGUGGAUUCUUGGCUUCUGACCACUGGUCGAUCUUCUGCUUGUUUUCUGGACUUAACGGCACCUAAAUUGUGACAGUCGUGCAAGCGAAGUCCAUGAGCAACCCAGACCUGGCUCUAAGCAGCUUAAAGUGGGACACGGUUCAAUGAAGCCUUCGCCCCUCAGAGCACGAGAGCCAUAAUAAUCUGUUUGGUCAAAGGCCUUUGAUUAUUUGAAACAUCUCUGAAGAAUGCAAAAAUAAAACAUGUACCAAAAGUG